This is a messenger RNA of Dioscorea cayenensis subsp. rotundata (Guinea yam), 1305 nucleotides long. Its product is annotated as disease resistance protein RPS5-like. Lineage: Eukaryota; Viridiplantae; Streptophyta; Magnoliopsida; Dioscoreales; Dioscoreaceae. Gene Ontology annotation, biological process: defense response to other organism. The transcript has 6 exons. Gene Ontology annotation, molecular function: ADP binding. The record is from RefSeq and is a predicted model, not a curated record. Bases 1 to 1305 code for a protein of 434 amino acids.
AUGCAGGAGUCUUCCUCAUUAAUUAGGGCUACUCAGAAUCCUACUCAAUUUGAAGAAGCUAGAAGAACUCAACCACAUGCACAAACUAUUAGGUGGAUACCUGAUGGUUCUUCUCAAGUUAUAAACACACAGCAACAUAGACAGCAAGGGAGACAAGUCCCUUCAAGGUAUUUGACAGAUUUAUCUCAAGGUGGAAGCAAUGCCCAAAAGAAAAGAAAAAUGCCUCAAUUGUCUGCCAAGGCUCUUCUAGCAAACAAGAAAGAAAAAACCAAGGAUGACUAUGUUUCUUAUUUUGUAUCAUCUGCAAAAUUACCAGUUUAUAUGCAGAUCCGUGUUGGUUAUUCUGUAUCAUCUGCAGAAUUAUGUGUUGGUUAUUCUGUUAGUGAAAAAGAUGAGGAGGUAAAGCAGUUGAAAGAUAAAUUUGGCAAACAGGAAUGCACUUUUGAUGAUAUAUGGGCUGUAGUAGAUCUUGUGGAACUUGGGAUUCCUCAUCCUCGUAGUAAUGACAACUCCACCAAACAAUACAAGCGGAAAGUGAUUUUCACUACUCGAUCUGAAGAAUUGUGCACUAAGAUGAGGGCCGAUGAGAAGAUUAAAGUGGAAUGCUUAGAGCCACAAGAAGCAUGGGAUCUUUUCAAAGAGAAUGUUGACUUAGAUGUUAUUGCAUCCGAUGUGAGGAUGAAGGAAAUAGCAAGAAAAGUGAUGAAUGAAUGCAGUGGUUUGCCGCUCACUCUUAUACUGAUCGGUAAAGCCAUGUCGAACAAAAAGAAUUUUGAAGAGUGGGACUAUGUACUCAGGUCUAUGAGGAAGUCCAAAACUAGUAUAAUUCAAGAUGUUGAGAAAUCAUUGUAUCCAACUCUAGAAAUAAGUUAUGACAAUCUCCCUAAUAAACUUUGUAAAGAUUGUUUUCUAUAUAUUUCUUUAUGGCCAAGAGGUGUCGGUAUCUCCAAUGAAGAUAUUAUAGACUUCUGGAUAGGUCUUGGACUAAUCCAUGAAUUUGAUAAUCUGAGGGAAGCUUAUGGUCAUGGGCAGUAUAUCCUUCGUUUACUAGAGGCAGCAUGUUUGUUGGAGCCUUAUGAGAAAGCAUAUAUGGAUUUCAAAAAAGAUCUGAGGUUACAUGAUGUGAUUCGUGAUAUGGCUCUGUGGAUAGUGGCAAAGUCUGAAGCUAGAAACAUAUGGAUAGCAAAUGCAAAUAUGGGAUUGAACAGAAUAUCAAAUGUGGCAGCUAAGAAACUUUACCGAAAUGCAAAUAUGGGAUUGAACAGAAUAUCAAAUGUGGCAGCUAAGAAACUUUACAGAAAUUGA